AUGCCUACUUCCCUUUUAGACCUACCGAGCGAGGUUCUAGACCGAAUUGUUGAGCUCGUCUUGCGCUAUGGAAGCCCGGCCCCAGAAGACCCCCUGCCCCCAUUGCAAAACUAUGAGCCUAGGUCCCGUCAGGACGGGAGCUGUCUCUCAGCAGACUACGGCAUUUACAGCGUCAGAUACUGGAGGGACCAGGAGAAAUACCAUGAUGCUUGGCUAUCGAACCCGUUAUCUCUUCUGCUUGUUAAUCAUCGGAUUGGCGAAGUAACGAAGAGAAGACUAGAUAAUGCACUUACACCUUCUGUGUUCAAGCUCGAUGUGAUUCUGAGCGACGAGAGGGAACUACAUCCAACAUGGUGUUUUCUUUCAAAUCCCUGUCGCCAUGUCGGUGAUCUCAGUGUGACGUUUCAUGUGGUUGGUACCAGCUUCACGCCAAUUUGGCGCCGAUACCACCUUCUGCCCGACGGUGACUCCCCGCCUCGAAUCCUCUGGGCCUUCUACUAUCUGUUGGAACGCUUCCUGGAAGUAGGCCCCUUGGCGGAGCACAGAAUCCCCGAUGAUGCACCCCGUACGGACGAUCUGUUCUUUACGAUCAACCGGUUAACCUUAGACUUUGUCUCACCAGCUAGGGAGGAAAUGCUAGCACCUGCCAAUCUCAGCUUCUGGAGUUGGCUGAAUGGGGGCGCCGAUGAAGACAACGCAGAAUCGCAUAGAGCACCCUGUAGCGGGGUUUUCAACUUGCUCAUGCGACCAGAAUGGCUAGCCGACUUGAUCAGCGAAUAUGUUGGGUAUCUUCUCGGCAUGAGUAUCCCUAUGGCACCAUACGGAAAGCUGUUGUAUGAGUAUGUGGGAAGUAUCAGGAUCUGCGUUGACGGGAAAGUGAUGAAAGAGUAUCGGCUCGACUACAGGCUACAGGAUCUGAAUUAUGUAGGCCUCGAAGAAGACUACAAAAGGUAUUGGGAUUUCGGACGGUGGAAAGAGAAGGUUUAUCGUAUGCGUAAAGAGGCUGGACUUCCUGUUGUUAUUCUGUGA
Molecule: messenger RNA, 1029 nt
Organism: Aspergillus bombycis
Lineage: Eukaryota; Fungi; Ascomycota; Eurotiomycetes; Eurotiales; Aspergillaceae
Exons: 1
Coding region: 1-1029 (342 amino acids)
Source: RefSeq, a predicted model, not a curated record